AUAUUCAGCAUUUCAUCUAAAAAAUGAAUACACUGGUCAAAUGUUUCCAAUAUCUGUACAAAAUCUAUCAAAUUUUAUUGCUGAUUUGUCGUUAAAGAAUUAUGCAGGUUCAUCAAUUGCAACCAUUGUUUCAGGGCUGUCUUUUCUACACAAAAUUUUGAAUAAAACAGACCCCGCAAAUAGCUUUAUGGUAAGGAAACUAAUCAGAGGUGCCUUGGCAAUAAAUCCACCCCAGCAGACGCGCAUGGCUAUUACAAUAAAUACUUUAUCUGAAAUGUUGCGUGUUCUACCAAGUGUCACUGAGUGCAAAUAUGAUCAAGAUUUAUUCAGUGCAUUGUUUUCACUAUCAUUUCAUGCUUUACUAAGAGUUGGCGAAGUAACAGGUGCACCAGGCAAGAAUCCAAACGUCAUCACUUCUGAAAAUGUCAAAUUGGGGAAAACAUCUAUAUCAUUAACUUUGCACAACUUUAAACACAAGAAAACCACAAAGCCAAUUACCCUGGAAAUUCAAUCUUCUAAUCAGAAGGAUGUUUGCCCUGUCCACACUUUGGAAUGUUACUUAUCGCAAAGGGGAACUAGUAAUGGGCCAUUAUUCAGAAAUGAAGACCACAGUGAAAUUACCAGAAGCAGAGUUCACAAAGUUAUGAGUGAGUCAUUAGAAGCCGCAGGGUUUGAUUCUAGUAGUUAUAAUACUCAUAGCUUCCGAAUUGGGGGGAUGAACAAUGCUAUUUCCAACAAUGUAGAUUUAGACACAAUCCAAAGGUGGGGAAGGUGGUCAUCUCAAGCUGCCAUGAAUAAAUACAUAAGAAUAUC
Molecule: messenger RNA, 813 nt
Organism: Owenia fusiformis
Lineage: Eukaryota; Metazoa; Annelida; Polychaeta; Sabellida; Oweniidae
Source: the annotation of a GenBank genome assembly